GAAAGAGGGGGCGGGCUCGCUCGCUGCCUUGGGCUGCACUGAGUCAUUCGCCUGUGCGGAGCAGGAACACAAACAGGCGGCAGAACUUGCUGAGCUUGAGCGGAGCAGGACGAGACGGGACGGGAGGCGCGUUUAGCCCAGCCCCGCAGGGGAACGACGCACCAUGAAGCGACCCAGCUCCUCGCAGCUCCUGCUGGGGCCUCUCCUCGCCUUCUGCUUGCUGGUUGCUGUCAGCGGUGACUUCUGUGAAGAGAACAAGUGUCAGAACGGAGGAACUUGCCUGACCGGCAUCACCGAAUCUCCUUUCUUCUGUAUCUGUGCAGAAGGCUUUACUGGGAUUGAUUGCAACGAAACCGAGAAAGGUGCCUGCCACCCAAACCCCUGCCAGAAUGGGGGCGAGUGCCAGGUGGUCCCCAACAGGGGUGACGUCUUCAGCGAAUACCUUUGCAAGUGCCCUUCGGGCUAUGAAGGCAAACACUGCCAAAACAACAUGAACGAAUGCUCUUCGCAGCCCUGUAAGAAUGGAGGGACCUGCUUGGAUCUCAGCGGGGACUAUGCCUGCAAGUGCAUGUCGCCCUACCUGGGGAAAUCUUGCCAACUCCAAUGUUCAAAUUUGCUCGGCAUGGAGACAGGAGCCAUUGCGAACACACAGCUUGCCGCCUCUUCAGUGCACUACGGGUUCCUUGGCCUGCAGCGCUGGGGUCCUGAGCUCGCCCGCCUCAACAACAAGGGGAUUGUGAAUGCCUGGACCUCCAGCAACUAUGACAGGAGCCCUUGGAUUCAGGUCAACCUGAUGAGGAAGAUGAGGGUCUCUGGCCUUGCCACGCAAGGGGCACGCCGCGUAGGCCGCGUGGAAUAUGUCCGGGCCUACAAAGUAUCCUACAGCCUCGACGGGCGCGAGUUCGUGUACAUUAAGGACGAGGAGCAGGAUCAUGACAAGGUUUUCAUCGGCAACUCGGACAACGAAGACACGAUGACCAACCUCUUCAAUCCUCCUGUUACGGCCCAGUACCUCCGCAUCUACCCUGUGAUCUGCCGUAAAGCCUGCACUCUGCGCUUCGAGCUGAUCGGCUGCGAAAUGAAUGUGUAUUUCAACAUGGCAGGUUGCUCGGAGCCGCUGGGCAUGAAAUCCCACUUCAUCACCGACCAGCAGAUCACAGCCUCCAGCGUUUACAAGACAUGGGGCAUCGACGCAUUCACUUGGCACCCGCACUAUGCCCGCCUUGACAGGACGGGCAAGAGCAACGCUUGGGCUGCCCUCACCAACAAACAGGACGAGUGGCUUCAGAUCGAUCUUAAGUCCGAGAAAAAGGUGACAGGGAUCAUUACGCAAGGAGCUCGUGACUUUGGGCAUAUUCAGUAUGUGGCAGCCUACAAAGUGGCCUAUAGUGAUGAUGGGAAGUCCUGGACUCUUUAUAAGGAUAGCAGGACAAAUGGCACCAAGAUAUUCCAAGGCAACUACGACAACAACUCGCACAAGAAGAAUGUGUUUGACGUUCCCUUCUACACCCGCUUUGUGCGCAUCUACCCCGAAUCCUGGCACAACCGCAUCACCUUGCGAGUGGAGCUUCUGGGCUGUGAUGAGUAGCCCGCCCCCCCCGCCACGGAGGCCGUGAAGCAGAGAGCCAGACUGACUUCCUCACCCACUUUGUCUCCUGCCCCCUGCAUCCCUGGACCUAUGGCGCUUUCUGUUCCCAAAUCCACUACUCCUAGUUCCAAUUUAUAAAAAAAACAAGCUAUGCCCUGCGUUAGG
Lacerta agilis (Sand lizard) is the source of this 1753-nucleotide messenger RNA. It is a transcript of the gene MFGE8, whose product is annotated as milk fat globule EGF and factor V/VIII domain containing. The record is from RefSeq and is a predicted model, not a curated record. Gene Ontology annotation, molecular function: calcium ion binding. NCBI's taxonomy places the organism in Eukaryota, Metazoa, Chordata, Lepidosauria, Squamata, Lacertidae. The transcript has 10 exons. Bases 164 to 1588 code for a protein of 474 amino acids.